This is a messenger RNA of Macadamia integrifolia, 1527 nucleotides long. RefSeq lists its product as uncharacterized. The transcript has 4 exons. The coding region runs from base 1 to 1527 and encodes 508 amino acids. Gene Ontology annotation, molecular function: double-stranded DNA binding. Gene Ontology annotation, cellular component: chloroplast. Gene Ontology annotation, biological process: regulation of DNA-templated transcription; chloroplast organization. Lineage: Eukaryota; Viridiplantae; Streptophyta; Magnoliopsida; Proteales; Proteaceae. The record is from RefSeq and is a predicted model, not a curated record.
AUGGAUUUCUUGGAACUCGACUGUCCAGCUUCUAUGCGUUGGGUGCAAUACUUGAAAAGGCUCGGAGAUCUCAUUGAGGAUGGAUGCACUCAUGUUCUUACCCCGUGUAAUACAAGCUACAACUGGGAUGUGGAAAGUGUAUGGCAUCACACCUUUUACAAUGAACUUUGUGAUGCUUCAGAACAACAACCAGUUCUCCUUACUGAAGCACCUCUCAACCCCAAGGAAAACAGAACAAAGAUUGCACAAAUGACGUCUAAAUCUUUCAAUGUUUCAAGUUGUGCUGGACCUUGGCCAGGAGACCUCACAGAAGCUCUAAUGAAGGAUUCUAGGAUCCCUCCUGAUACCAACAGCAUUGUUGAGCGGGACAUUUUGUCAAAAGAAAAGCUUGGUUAUGUGGCUUUUGACCGUGAACUGGAGUUGAAAGAAGCUUCAAUGAUGAGCAGGGAAUCAAUUGAGAGUAGCUAUGAGUUACCCGAUGUCCCAUGUGGGCUCUCCCCCACAGCUGCCAUCUCUGCAUCCAAUAAGGUUGAUUUUGAAUCCUCUGAUAAACCAGACUCGGUUCUUACCCUCUUUAGAAACCAUGGAUUCACCGAAGCUCAGAUUUCCAGUUUCAUUAGAAAGUUCCCAUCAUAUCUUGUUUCCAGUCCUUCAAAGACCCUUCUCCCUAAACUUGAGUUUUUUAAUUCCUCAGGCGUUUCAAACCCUAACAUUGCAAAAAUCCUCUCCCAUGAUCCAAGGGUUUUGUUCUUUAGCUUAGAGAACAAAAUCAUCCCUGCUUUUAAUUUCUUCAAGAGUUUAGUUGGGACUCUGGAGAAUGUUGUUUUUGGUCUAAAACGUCAACCUCGUUUCAUCAGUUGUGAUAUACAGAAUGUGGCUCUAAAUAUUGCAAUCUUGAGAGAAAAUGGAGUUCCUGAGUCUAACAUUGUUAGUUUACUAACUUACUAUGCCACCUCCAUGACAACUAAAAAUGAUCGGUUUAAACAGAUGGUUGAGGAGAUUAAGCAAAUGGGUUUUGAUUUUUCAAAAUACACUUCUAUGCUUGCUCUCAUUGUGUUGACAUCAAUGAACAGAUCAACAUGGAAGCAGAAAUUGAAGGCUUAUGGGAGGUGGGAUUUUUCUGAGAAUGAGAUUCUCAUGACAUUUAGGAGGUGCCCUUGGUUUAUGACACAUUCUGAGAAGAAGAUAAUGAGGCAUAUGGAUUUCUUUAUUAACAAAAUGAGUUGGGAACGUGCAGUUAUCAUCACGUAUCCGCAACUUCUAAGGCUUAGCUUCGAGAAGAGGAUUCUUCCAUGGUGUUCAGUUUUACGAGUGUUGAUAUUGAAAGGUCUGGUGAAGGAAGAUCUUAAAAUGGGACGCCAAUUGAUCAAAAGUGAGAAGAUUUUCUUGGGGGAGUUUGUGACAAAAUAUGAGAAAGAAGUUCCUCAACUCUUGGAUUUAUUCAAAGGGAAUAUUAGUCUGCUAGGACUAGGAUAUGGAAGUGAUGAAGUGUGGAAAGAACCUGUUGUAAAAUGCUCAAUUUUUUGA